This is a messenger RNA of Apus apus (common swift), 1641 nucleotides long. RefSeq names its product MIF4G domain containing (gene MIF4GD). Gene Ontology annotation, biological process: regulation of translational initiation. Gene Ontology annotation, cellular component: cytosol. NCBI's taxonomy places the organism in Eukaryota, Metazoa, Chordata, Aves, Apodiformes, Apodidae. Bases 241 to 909 code for a protein of 222 amino acids. The record is from RefSeq and is a predicted model, not a curated record. The transcript is spliced from 7 exons. Gene Ontology annotation, molecular function: translation activator activity; RNA binding; protein binding.
GUGGAUCUUUUGCAGCUGCUGUCUGAAAGCGCCCGAGCAGAAUGCGCACAACGUGGGCCUGCCUUUGAGAGAAGCCUGCCCUGGCCAGGAGGGGAGAGCGGAUUAAACGCGAUUUUCGCCCAGGGAGAGGCAGCGCGGCGCAGCUCUCGCUGAGGGAGCCCCGAGGGGGGAACCGGAGCGGAGCGGGACUGUCACUAGCCCAUCCAUUGCCCUGACUCCUGCCCUUGGAGGAAGCCAGUCAUGGGGGAAACGGGCAAAGAAGAGUAUAAAAUACAGUCAUUUGACAGCGAGACUCAGAAGCUGCUGAAAACAGCACUCAAAGACCCCACCAACGUGGACCUGGAGAAAGUGGCCAAUAUUAUCGUGGACCAGUCCCUCAAAGACUGUGUGUUCAGCAAGGAGGCGGGACGCAUCUGCUACACCAUCAUCCAGGCAGAGAGCAAACAAGUCGGCCAGAGCGUCUUCCGGAGGAGCCUGCUGAACCGGCUGCAGCAGGAGUACAAGGACAGGGAGGAGCUGCGCACCCGCUCGCUCCAGGCCUGGAUCUGCUACGUCACCUUCAUCUGCAACAUCUUCGACUACCUGAGGGUGAACAACAUGCCCAUGAUGGCCCUGGUGAACCCUGUUUAUGACUGUCUGUUCCGGCUGGCACAGCCCGACAGCCUGCGGAAGGAGGAAGAGGUGGACUGCCUGGUCCUGCAGCUCCACCGCAUCGGCGAGCAGCUGGAGAAGAUGAACUCCCAGAGGAUGGAUGAGCUCUUCUCCCUCCUCCGAGAUGGUUUCCUUCUGCAGGAGGGACUCACCUCCUUGUCCCAGCUCCUGCUCCUGGAGAUCAUCGAGUUCCGGGCUGCCGAGUGGAAGAUGACAGAUGCUGCCCAGAAGUACUAUUACAGUGAAGUGACAGACUAACCUCUGCACAGCAGAGGUGGAGAGGUGUCUCCAGCACUUUCACCAGCAGGCUUCAAUACCAAGUUUGAAUUUCUUUUCAUAUUCAUGUUUUUCUAGCACUUCCUGUAAAUAGGGUUUAUACCAUCUAGAGCCUCUGGGCAUGUAACUGGUUGGGCUGCAACUGGUGCUGGCCUGGCUUUGGAGGUUUGGAGAGGUGGGAAGCACAGGGCACAUUUACCCCAGCAAGUUCUUCCACUGGUUUUGUCUAAUAUUGGGCAAGGGAAGCUUCUAAGUCCAACCAGCAUUUUACUUGAGUGUUAAGGAAAGCACAAUUAAGGCUUGGGAGCAUUUUUGUUUCCCCCAGGAGCCAGCAGCACUGCAGGAGGCAGAGGGGGAACCUUUCAUAGCUCAGGUUGUUCCUGGUUUUCUGGGACACGUCACAGCAAACACGGUGGCCUCACAACAGCUCAACCAAGUGCUCUUUUUUCCCAGGUUCCUUCCAGCACACUGGCUGCACCUUCAUGCAACACAGCCUUCCCCAUGGGUCACAAGCCACCACUGGCUGCAGCAGGUCAGCUCCCUGAGCACAACCAGCUAGGAACAGGUUUUAUAAGUUUUAUACAAUAACUGUCACAUAUUUUCAGAAUUUAGUGAGUUUCAACUACACUACGUUUCUUGUAAGAACAGGAGAGGAAGAAGGGAAAUAAAACAGCCUAUUGAAGGAUUUUUUUUCUAAUAAAAUUUUUCCACUAA